Messenger RNA from Ceratina calcarata, 4664 nucleotides. It is a transcript of the gene NSD, whose product is annotated as Nuclear receptor binding SET domain protein. The coding region runs from base 403 to 4125 and encodes 1240 amino acids. Gene Ontology annotation, molecular function: protein binding; histone methyltransferase activity. Lineage: Eukaryota; Metazoa; Arthropoda; Insecta; Hymenoptera; Apidae. Gene Ontology annotation, cellular component: nucleus. The record is from RefSeq and is a predicted model, not a curated record. The transcript has 13 exons.
AAAUUAAACUAAAGCAUGGCUUUGAGAAUCACCCGAAAUCGCGGGAAACGCGUCCUGUUCCUGGUCAGAGACCCGUGAGGUUGAGUUGCAAAUUCUACAUAUUAAGCAGGGUUAUUGUUUAUGGGACAUUGAAUUACUUUUUUUGGUAGCUCACGCGUAGUACGCGUCGACUUCUGUGUGCUCAGGAAAAGUACCUGCUGUCCCUUGAAGAAAUAAAGUAACCCUUGAAAAUCGGCCAUCGCGGCUAUUUUCAGCGAUAAUGAAAAUUGUUUUCUGUACGCGAGCCCUUUGUAUUCAGUUUCUAAAGUUUAUAUUGUGCUAAUUGGUGAAGAAAUACAUACAAUUUAAGAGUGUCGAAUAACUAUUGUCCCUGAUUAGCGAAAAUGCUGAAUUAGGUGAGAAAUGAUGACCACUAUAAACAGAGUAAGCAGCAAGGUGGACAUAACUGUUGACUCAGAAUUUGACGAAUGCGGUGGGAAUUUGGACACAACGAACUGUGACUUCGAGGAUGUAAAAAAUGAUUUGAGCAUCAACACUAACAAAAUUUUACCUGGUCGAAGUCGUUAUGGCAGGACCAUAAAACCUAAGUCUCCCAAAAAUGAGGUUGCCAGCUCGCCAAAGAAUUCCAAAGUGCCAAAGAAUCAGUAUCAAAAUUUAUUUGAUAGUACUAAUGGUAGGAUACAUGAAAAUAAUGUAUCUAAUGACGCAGAGGACACAAGCAAUUCCUCAACCAGUUUAAGCAUAUUGGAAGAAACUACACCAAAGUUGGUUGAUCCUCCUGUGGACUGCAGCUGGAUAUUAGGUCAAUUAGCAUGGGCACGAGUUGGUAAUUUUCCCUUCUGGCCUUGCGUGAUAACAUUAGACCCUGUCUCGAGAGUAUACUACAAAUAUAGAGCUACUGGCAGGUCACAGUUGCUAAUGAUACAUGUCCGAUACUUCGGCGACAAAGGGCGUCAUAGUUGGGUUUCAUCGAAUUACAUGAUUCCAUAUACAAGUCUAGAAGACUUUCAAAAAUUAUCAGAUUCAAUAACCGCAGAAGUAAGAAAAAAAGAUGCAAGAUAUGCAGGGGCAUUUGUCAUUAAAUCUGGUAUGAAGUCUAAGUGGGAAAGCGCGAUUGCGGAAGCUACGGAAGUUCAAGCAAUGAACAUUGAUGAACGUGUUGAACUUUUUAAACCGAAACCAAAACAUUCAAGAAAUAGAUCACCUAAAGUAUCGAGUGAAAAGGAUAAGAUUGGUAAAAGAAAAAGUUCAAGUGAUUCGAGUGGACCCGAUUCUAAACGAGCUAGACAAGACAAUGUAGACGAACUGGAUAAAUCGUCACAAGACAAAACGGACAGGGUUAGGUCAAGAAUAUCGAAACACAUUGAAAACGGUAAAAGCCAUUCAGAUACUCCUCCGUUGUCUCCUUUAAAUCAGAAAGACUCUAACGAUGAGAACUCUGUUACGCAAAAAGAGCAUAAACUCGAAGAGAGCGCGGAUGGUGUAUUUGAAGUGUAUUAUGAACGUACCAGAGACAUGAUGGAAGACGCAUACCCGGAUGCAUCAGAGAAUGAUAUUAAAAAAUAUUUGAAGAAAACUUGGGACACUAUGAGUGCUACUUUUCGAAAAAAAUAUCGGCCGUAUCAGGCGUCAGACAGUAACAGUGCCAGUACAAAAGAAAAUUUAUCAGAUCAUGAGGACGAAUUAUCAAUAGAUUUAGAUACGGCUAUUAAGGAUAAUAAUAAAAAAUCAAAACUCAAGCCUGAGAAAGAUGAAACUGGCAUUUCAGAAACAAAAAGGAGUAGACCUUACAAUCUCUUCAAAGGAAUGAAACAAGAAAAAGUUUGUCAAAUAUGUGAAAAAACUGGGAAGUUGACUAGAUGUAAAGGUCCUUGUUAUUCGUAUUUCCAUCUUUCUUGUGUGAAACCAGGAGAAUCUAGUCCGGAACAUUCCAUUGAUGAGAAUACUAUGGAUGAUAAGAUUCUAGACGAUAUUAAAGACAUUAAACAAAGUAUUGCUGAUGAAGAUGAGAGCAAUGGUAAAAUUAGUGUUGUAGAAUGUAAAACGGAGGAGCAAGAAGAUGAACAGUUUAAAUGUAUCGAUUGUUUGUCGGGUGUCGCACCUGCUUGCUUUAUAUGUAACGAAAGGGAAGGUGAUAGAAUAAGGUGCUCUGUGUUGGCCUGUGGAAAACAUUACCACUCGUCCUGUCUGAUGUCGUGGCCUCAAUCUCAUUGGCAAGGCGGCCGUUUAACGUGUCCAUAUCAUGUAUGUCAUACAUGCAGUUCAGAUAAUCCUCAAGACAGCCAUUCGAGAGCUCCAAGUGAACGAUCGGCACGAUGUGUUCGUUGUCCUUCGUCUUACCAUACGUCUAUAACUUGCUUACCCGCUGGUUCAGUAAUUUUAACCGGCAGUCAAAUAGUUUGUCCGAAGCAUUACAAAGCACCGCAGCCUCCGGUGAAUGCGGCAUGGUGUUUUCUAUGUACAAAAGGUGGAAGUCUUAUUUGCUGCGACACGUGUCCGACGUCAUUUCAUCUUGAAUGCUUGGGAAUUGAUGCUCCAGACGGUGCAUUUAUUUGUGAAGAUUGUGAAACUGGUAGGUUGCCUUUGUACGGAGAAGUUGUGUGGGUCAAACUUGGUAAUUAUCGUUGGUGGCCAUCCCGUAUUUGUUAUCCUCAUGAAAUUCCUGAAAACGUAGAAGCUGUACCUCACAGCCCCGGUAAAUUUUGUGUCAUGUUCUUGGGAUCAAAUAACUACCAUUGGGUCCAUAGAGGACGUGCUUUUCUUUAUCAAGACGGUGAUGCAAAUAUAAAACCACCAAUAGGUAGAAAAAAUAGGGACGGUAGUUAUCGUAGAGCUUUGCAAGAAGCCAGUCAACUUCACCAGCGUUUAAAAAUUGAAAGAGCUACGUCGAAAGAUAAUGGCUCAAGAGAAUUGAAGCCUGCACCUUACGUUAAAGUAAAGGUGAACAAACCGGUUGGCAAUGUGAAACCAACUGAAGUGGAAAGUAUCGUCGCGUGUGACUGUGACGCGGAAUGGGACAAUCCAUGUGCACCAGGAACAGACUGCCUUAACAGAAUAUUAUUAGUUGAAUGUAGUCCUGGUAUUUGUCCAGCUGGUCCCAAGUGUAACAAUCAGGCGUUUGUACGAAGACAAUAUCCAGCUAUGGAACCAUUUCAUACUGCAGGACGUGGUUGGGGUCUUAGAAGUUUAGAAUCAAUUAAAACUGGACAGUUUGUAAUCGAAUAUGUUGGCGAAGUUAUAGACGAGGCUGAAUAUAAACGAAGAUUACGUAGGAAAAAGGAGUUAAAAAAUGAGAAUUUUUACUUUUUAACUAUAGAUAAUAAUAGAACGAUCGAUGCGGAACCAAAAGGCAAUUUAAGUCGUUUUAUGAAUCAUUCGUGUUCGCCUAACUGCGAGACACAAAAAUGGACAGUGAACGGGGACACGCGCAUAGGUCUCUUUGCAUUAUGCGAUAUUGAGCCUGGCGAAGAACUGACUUUCAAUUAUAAUUUAGCUUCCGAUGGAGAAACUCGUAAAGCUUGUUUGUGUGGUGCGUCAAAUUGUAGCGGGUUUAUAGGUUUAAAAGUACAAAAGCAACAAGUAACGACACCGAUUCAGCAGAAAAAGCUUGAAAAAAUCGACAAAAUUAAACUUCAAAAAAGAUCGAGAAGACGUAUGUUAUGUUGGAAAUGCGGGAAACCGAUUGAACAGUUAGAAGCAUUCGUAGUUUGCGACCAAAAGACAUGCGGUAAGAAGUAUCAUAAAGAUUGCGUGAUCGUCGACGAUGCUGAUUCAAGAUUCAGUUGCCCUUGGCAUCACUGCAAAGAGUGUGGUCGUAGAACGUCCGCGCAUUGCUCCUUUUGUUGUGCCGCUUUUUGUCAAGUGCAUUUAGAUGGGAACCUAUUUGAACAGAGCGAAAGAAAUGGUUUUGUUUGCAAGUUUCACGAAAGUAUGGAUAUGCAAAGAACGUUGCCCGAAGACGAGAAAGAUUAUUCGGACAACGAUACUGAAACAGACAAAGAAUAUUCUUCUACACGAUCCAACAGUCCAUUGAUAACUAUGGAAAAAUCAGUUCCCCGGGAACCGUCGCCGAGGGUCUCUAUAAUAGAGCAUCCUCUCCAUGUGAUUGGCAAUAGUGAGAAGUAGUAACAAACACUGUACUGUUUAAGUUUGUUCGUUCAAGUGAGUGUAUAUUUUUGAUAUUAUCUCUGGACUUCUAACUUGUAAUUCGAUAAUAGAGUAAGAUAUAAAAGCUAUUUUUAUAACCAUAACAAAUAUCUUCUAAAUAUUUUUAAUUUCGCAUAUUAAUCGGUGAGUAAAUUUCUUCCGAGGGCAUAUCUGAUCUAAAUUUUGUUAAUCCAUGUGUACAUAUCAUUAUCAUUAAAUUAGGAUAUUUGAUUCACUCUCGUGUUGUACAUCAUUUUAGAACUAAUUAGUUUAACAUAAAGUAUCGUAUCUCGUAUGGGUAUUUGUGGACAGUAGUAUAUUUUUCGAAUGUAGUCGUCAUAGGUACAUCCAUUUUCUGUUACGCACACCAUUCAAAUAGCAUAAUUUUCGCAACAUAAAAUUAAAUAAUACACUACGUUUUCUAGGUUCAUCCAAGCAGCGAAGAGAGCGAGGAGUCUCAGAAAGAAGAUGAGGAAGAAGCAAUAGCGCAUGUUGAUUUGUCUUGUGAAUAUAAUUCG